Messenger RNA from Zingiber officinale, 1154 nucleotides. RefSeq names its product probable cation transporter HKT6. Gene Ontology annotation, biological process: transmembrane transport; monoatomic cation transport. The annotation marks the transcript as partial. The transcript has 3 exons. Gene Ontology annotation, molecular function: monoatomic cation transmembrane transporter activity. The record is from RefSeq and is a predicted model, not a curated record. NCBI's taxonomy places the organism in Eukaryota, Viridiplantae, Streptophyta, Magnoliopsida, Zingiberales, Zingiberaceae. Gene Ontology annotation, cellular component: plasma membrane.
AAGCGCGAAAGCGAAUCAUCGUCGUCUAGUAAUUCUACUUCCAUUGACAAAUCUCUCAAGUUCCUGGGCCAUGUCGUGUUCUUUUACAUCCUCUUCGUCAACCUGAGCGGCGUCUUCCUCACCUUGCUCUACUUCUCGCUCGUCGCUGACGCGAGGGCGGUGCUGCGGAUGAAGAAGAUUAAGGUCAUCCUUUUCUCCAUCUUUGUAACGGUUUCCUCCUUCACCAACUGCGGCUUCACUCCAAACAACGAGAACAUGGCGGCCUUCAAGAGCAACUCUGCUCUGAUCUUGAUACUGAUCCCUCAAAUCCUAGCGGGUAACACUCUGUUUCCUCUCUGCUUGAGGCUGGCGAUUUGGGUGAUGAAAAAGACGACGAAGAGGGAGGAGUUCGGGGACGUUCUACGGCGACCGGAGGUCGCGGAAUAUUACAAGCACUUGUUCCCUCGCUCUCACUGCGCCUAUUUGGCGCUCACGGUGGCCGGGUUCGUGCUGGUGCAGCUUGUUCUGCUCUGCCAGCAGGAGUGGAGCUCGCCGGAGAUCUUCCACGGGAUGAAUGCGUUCCGGAAGUUGGUGGCCACUCUGUUUCAGUCGGUGAACUCCCGGCACGCCGGCGAGUCAGUGUUCGAUAUCUCCAAGCUGUCUCCGGCGAUCUUGGUUCUCUUUGUCGUCAUGAUGUACCUUCCUCCGUAUACUUAUUUCAUUCCAGAAGAAAGAGAUCCUCCUGCUUGGAACUCUUCCAACAACAGACGAAGAAAGUUGCUUCUGCGGAGCUUGCACCUCUCUCUGCUAUGUUUUCCGGUCAUCUUUGUCAUCUUCAUCAGCAUCACAGAGAGGAAAUCAUUUUCGAUAGAUCCUUUGAAUUUUAACAUCUUCAACGUCGUAUUGGAAGUCAUCAGUGCGCAUGGAAACGUAGGGUUCUCGAUGGGUUACAGUUGCGAUCGGUUGAUAAGAUCCGAUGGAAGGUGCGAGGAUGUAUCGUAUGGAUUUGCAGGGAGAUGGAGCGGCAAAGGGAAGAUGAUCCUGAUGGUGGCCAUGCUUUUGGGAAGGCUGAAGAAAUUUCAGAUCGAGGGAGGGAAAGCAUGGAAUUUUGGUUGAAAAAUAAUUUUGUCAAUUAUGAUUAAUGCCGUAAAUCAAAGAACACCAUCUUUAUUGUA